AUGGCUCUCCACCCAGUGUCUCUGCGCGUCAAUCUUCUAUCUGAACCCUUGGGCAUCGAUACGUCACAGCCAGAAUUCAGCUGGCAGCUCUCCGCCCAGCAGGCUGCGGUGCUACAGUCGGCGUAUCAAAUCCAGGUCUCCGAGAGACUGGACUUCAGCGCUCCUCAUUGGGAUAGCGGUGUGAUUACGUCUGACCUUCCAUAUGAAGCCCAGUAUAACGGCGCAGCACUGGUUUCAUGCCGUCGGUACUACUGGCGGGUGCGCGUAUGGGAUCAGGUAAACCAACCGGGCAACUGGAGCGAUGUCAGUUGGUUCGAGACGGCCUUUCUGCCCGGAUCGAACGGACCGAACGCCCAGUGGAUCAGUCGGAAGUCCCUCACACCCUUGUCUUCACAGCUUCAAGAUCGUGAUGUGCUAUACUUCCGCCGUGAUAUCACCCUGCAGCAGCCAGCUUGUCGUGCGCGGGUAUACGCUUCUGGCCUGGGGUGGUAUAAACUGGUGAUCAACGGCGUCAACGUGACCGGCCGAGCGCAGGUACCACGCUGGACGCCAUACGAAAACCACCUUGAGUAUUCUGUUUUUGACGUUGGUCUCGUGCUGCGCGAAGGUCAUAACUGCCUUGGUGCCAUCGUCGCCGACGGUCACUACCGAGGAGAAAAUAACGGACUGAGCCAUCGCAACUGCUAUGGUGACCGACUAGGCCUUUUUUGCCUGCUCGUCGUCGAUCUGGAAGACGGGCAGCAGAUGAUAGUCCGCAGUGACAAUGACUGGGCUGUCACCACCGGUCGCAUCGUGCAUUCGGACCCUAAGGCGGGCGAGACCGCCGACUUUCGUAUCCCGGAUGUGUUUGACGACGACAUGAGCAGCGGCCUUCAUGCCUGGGAGUCGACUGAUAUCCUCCCCAUACCAACCAAGCACCUCAUUGCCGAGGAGACUGUCCGUGUAGACGAAAUUGACCGACGGCCCACCACGCACGUCUGGUGGUCCCCCAAGGGCCAAAUGCUUGUCGAUUUUGGACAGAACAUGGUCGGUCAUGUUCGUGUCUUGCUUCGAGGCCCUCGCGACACCAAAGUCACGCUUACAUUUAGUGAGGUCCUCACGCCCGAAGGUGAACUUGACCUCGCGUACCUCGAGCCGGUUGGCAAGGAUCGCCCUCAGCAGGACAAAGUUUUACUGUCAGGUACCCCAGCGGGGGAUUGGUUCGAACCCAUGUUUACCAUCCACGGUUUCCGUUACGUCGCGCUUACCGGGCUAGAUGCCCUUCUCUCGCCGGACGAGAUCGAAGCCAUUGUCAUCUCCUCACAGUUCACGGGCUGGGCCGAGUUUGACUGCUCCGAUAGCCGCCUGGCACAACUCUUCCGCAACACCGUUUGCAGCUUUCGGGGUAACUUCACGGAUACGGCUACCGACUGUCCCACGCGCGAGCGCUCUGGUUGGACAGGAGACCUCCAGGUCUUCGCAUCAACAGCGGUACUGCUGACGCGUGACGUGCAGAGCUUCCUGCGCCGGUACCUGCGCAACCUGCGUGCGGAACAGUGGGAUGACGGCCGAAUUCCCCCAUUCAUUCCGUCAGGCGACUCGAAGUUCGCUGGUGUGUCGUGGCUGUCGCGGCUGACUGCCAGUGCCGUCGGCUGGGGCGAUGUCUGUGUUCACCUGCCAUGGAAGAUGCAUUGCCACUUCGGUGAAACCACCAUCCUUGAACGCCAAUUUGAUAGCAUGCGGCGCUGGGUUGACGCGCUAGCCGAGCGGGCUCGUAAUAAGCGCAGCUGGACACGUUGGCUAUUUGGGGGUCCUGCCGAGGUGGAACAAUAUAUCGUUGAUACUGGCUUUCACUGGGGGGAGUGGCUGCGCCCGGGGGAGACAUCGCUGGUGCCAUUGCUUGUUAAUUUGUUCUUGUGGCCGAAUGCCGCCAUUCCUACUGCAUAUUUAGCGGAAUCUAGUCGAAUCUUAGGCGAGAUAGCCGGGGCCUUAGGUCGCAAGGAGGACGAGGCAUCGUACCGCGAGCUGGCCUGUCGUGUCCGUGAAGCGUGGCAGAAGACCUUUGUCUCUGGCGGUGGCUACCAUAUUGCCCAUGAUAAGCAAGAUGACUACGUGCGCGCGGUCCAAUUCGGGCUGGUGUCCGGAGUCGAAAAAGAAGCAGCGCUGGCGCGACUAGCACAACUUGUGGAGCAGGCUGAGUACCAUUUGGCAACCGGCUUUUUGAGCACAGGUGAACUUUUACCCACACUAAUCACAAACGGUUACGUGGAGGAAGGCUUUCGCGUGCUAUUGCAGACGACGGCGCCGUCGUGGCUGUACGCUGUGGAGCACGGCGCAACAACCGUCUGGGAGUCGUGGGAAGGCUGUACGCCGGAAGGCCAGGCUGUGCUCUCGCAGAAUCACUACGCCCCAGGCGCCGUUGUGGCUUGGCUACUGCAAGGGCUUGCCGGGAUCAACCCUGCUGUUCCAGGCUGGCGACGCAUUCGCAUUGCGCCGCAAAUUGGCAGUAUCAUGCAUGCAUAUGGGAGUGUGGAUACUCCAUUUGGACGAGUCACAUGUCACUGGCGCCGCGAGCAAGAAACGGACGAUAUACAUCUUGAACUCCAUAUCCCUCCCGGCACGACAGCCGAAGUUCAAAUUGGCGAUGGGGUUGUGCUGUCAAAACCCUCUGGGUACUACAGAGUAACGUGGAGCGGUAGCCAAUGGGCGGAAGACUCAUCGUAG
This is a messenger RNA of Penicillium cataractarum, 2703 nucleotides long. RefSeq lists its product as uncharacterized. Lineage: Eukaryota; Fungi; Ascomycota; Eurotiomycetes; Eurotiales; Aspergillaceae. Gene Ontology annotation, biological process: carbohydrate metabolic process. The transcript has a single exon. The record is from RefSeq and is a predicted model, not a curated record. Bases 1 to 2703 code for a protein of 900 amino acids.